Messenger RNA from Coregonus sp. 'balchen', 695 nucleotides. NCBI's taxonomy places the organism in Eukaryota, Metazoa, Chordata, Actinopteri, Salmoniformes, Salmonidae. The record is from the annotation of a GenBank genome assembly.
AUGCUGCAGGAGCUGUGUUUAUUUUGCUCUAUUCUUGGACAAUGUGGACUGCCUGGACUUUCAAUGUAGGAACUGUUUGAUUGCAGAGGACUACAGGGGUGAAGUGGCUACUCUUAGCAAACAAGUAGCAAACUUACACAAGCUACUGGGGAAUCCACGCCCGCCUACUUUUUCUUUCUCAUCUACCCCUGUGGCCGGACUCUGCUCUGGCCUGGUGGAAGUGUCGCCACCGUGUUGGCUCUCCACAGUCGACUGGCCGUGCUCUGCAGGGAUCCAUCCUCGAAGGGGUCUCUCUGUUCCCUGGAGAAGGGAGUUAGUAGGUUGCUUCUGGAUAACUUGGUGGAGGUUCCUGUUCUCAAUCCUACCAACCAGCCAUAGCGAUACAGUAUGUCACUCUCCGUGGAAGUCAAAAGCAGCGACCUCUGGCAAUGGGGGCCUCCUUGGCAAUGGUAAGCCGGGACCAUACACAGACUAGAAACAGCUUUGCCGCCCUGGAUGCAGAGGUUCCGGCGCCUUCUUCCCUGGGGGCUUCCGUUUCGAGAUUGGAUCCGGAGGUACCUGUGCCUUCGUCCUCUGUUUUGUCUCCAUCUCCGGUGGCUUCUACCUUGAGUUCAGAUCUUCAGAGCUCCCCCACUCAUCGGACCGUGAAGACUCCACCCUUUCAUCAUUCCCAAUGGAUUCUACAGCUGGCUCGG